This is a messenger RNA of Cladophialophora immunda, 2124 nucleotides long. RefSeq lists its product as uncharacterized. The record is from RefSeq and is a predicted model, not a curated record. The transcript has a single exon. NCBI's taxonomy places the organism in Eukaryota, Fungi, Ascomycota, Eurotiomycetes, Chaetothyriales, Herpotrichiellaceae. Gene Ontology annotation, molecular function: DNA-binding transcription factor activity, RNA polymerase II-specific; zinc ion binding; RNA polymerase II cis-regulatory region sequence-specific DNA binding. The coding region runs from base 1 to 2124 and encodes 707 amino acids. Gene Ontology annotation, cellular component: chromatin. Gene Ontology annotation, biological process: regulation of transcription by RNA polymerase II; DNA-templated transcription.
AUGGCAGACCAUUUGGUCCCGAACGUAUGUCCGACUUGCUCCAAGUCAUACAAACGACCCGAGCAUCUGCGUCGCCACCAACUCUCGCACGGCAGUGAACGGCCCUACGUGUGUGUUCUCUGUCGCAGCACCUUCCAGCGCUCCGAUGUGCUCAAGAGGCACCUCAAGACCUGCGAUACUACAGCUGAUACCGCAUCUGAGUCGUCAGAGCCCCACCCCAAGAGAGUGGCGCUGUCUCAAUCCUCCCCGGUGGAAGACGCCGUGCUCUCGUUCCCAUGCCCGCCAGCCGCGCAGUCCCAGCUUCUUGUCGAUAAAGACCGAGAAACAUCCCCUGUUGACGUCCCCGCUGACUCUUUCGAACAUAUAGCUGGAUGGAUCUCCUGUGGCCUGUCGCCGAACCACGGAUUCGAUGACCGAUCCGACAUCUGGCAGGAUUUUUUGAACUUCAACUCUGGGACGCAGACUCCCCGCGCAGGCCUCGAGGGGCCGGAAGAAGACAUUGGCUCUUUGUGCUUUCUGGAUACCUUCACGAGCACGACAGGUUUCGUGUCUUCGUUCGACUGUGGGACACUCGAGCAACGUCGGCGGGUCAACGCCUACUUUUCUGAUGCGACAAAGCUGGCUAGUUUGGAGAGGUCCUCGACGGUACAGGCUGCAUCGGCAGACCCCUCCGGCUUGUAUAUGGAUGAUUCAAGCUGUUAUGAAACUGAUGAGGAACACCCCGCUGGGACCACCUUGAGUCGCUGGCUGUCCGACCCGCUGUCUUUCAAGUGUCAUGAAAUAGUCACCUCCAUCCGAAACAUUGUGCUGCACAAGUCGAGGAAGAGCUACAUUACACUCUCUUGGUCUCCCACCAUACAUGAGACGUGCGCCCAGUUCUUCUCCCCAGCAAACGUCCGGCGGUUUGUGCAGUUAUAUUGGGCGGUCUGGCAUCCCAAUGUGAACAUUGUCCACAAGUCGACGUUCGACCUGACCCAUUCCAAAGCCGAGGUUCUGGCCGCCAUGUCUCUGAUUGGAGCUUGCGUCUCUCCCGACCCGGCUGACCUUGAGAACGCGAAGAGGUGGUUCAACUGUGUCGAAGAAAUGGUAUUCGACGAUGAGGACUUCUGCGACGACCCGCCGAACGUCCUUCCCCACGGAGCGGGUGACGUGCGGUGGCGUCGGCGAAAGAUCAGGGCUCUCCAGGCCUCGUACAUGGUCUGUCUCUUCCAGAACUGGGAGGGCACGACUUCCAGCAAGCGGCGGAUUCGGCGGCAACGCUUCAGCAUGGUCAUCGCGGCGGCGAGGGACGUUGGAAUUCACAACGCCCGGCACCCCGAUUACUGUCAGAUGAACCUUUGCGACUUUUCGUUCGACGCUUUCGCGGUCAUUGAGGAGUUGAUCCGAGUGCUAUUGUGGGUUUUUCUUCUCGACACGGCGUUCGUCAUCUUCAACAACUUGCCACCACGAAUGGUCAUCCGGGAGAUGAGGAUGAACGCCGCUUGCUCCGAAGCCUGUUUUCAGGCCACGACGGCUGAAGAAUGCUUCAAGACUCUACAGCAUCAGCAACAAGCCGACUUGGGCCUGGGGCCAAAGGUGGCAGACGACUUCACCUCCGCCUUCGAGCUGCUCUACCGCACAGAUUUGGACGAGAGUCUCAGCGUGGCGCUGGCUGACCUUGGUCCUCUCAACCUCUUCGCCAUGACGUCGGCGCUGCACUCUUUGAUCUUCCACCACCAGAGCUCUUUCAGCUGCCAGGGCUCGCUCGACCCGAUCCACAGCGCUCUGCAGUCCUGGAGGAAAGUGUGGCACGUUUAUCUCGGCCGGUUUUCGCGGGACUCACGCCAUUCGACCGUCAAGUGCGACAUUGACCAUCUCGCGCCCGACGACAUGUGGAGACGCGUGGGCUUCAUGCGCCACGCACACGAAUACUGGUACCUCGCCAAUCUCAUGGUAGAGCGUCUCUCCGCGCCGCCACCCGCAGAGGCCGCCGAGACGGCCGUGGAGACUUCGAAACAGGCACAGAGUCCCUUGAGUGCGUCAGGCAACGAGACCAUCAGCCCUCUCCUCGACAAGUACGACGAGACCAGCAUGCAACAAGUGAACACCCUGAUCUCGGACUUUCAGAUGUUUCGGAUUCAUUAG